AUGGCGCCUUCAGCAGAGUCCAGUGGAACCGGUGUAAGUGCCCAGCCAAACGGCCAUCAGACGAAUGGCCAUACCAACGGCACCUCCCAUGGCACAGGCACCGCCAACGGUGUCAACGGCCACGAUAAUGGAGAUCUAUACCAAGACUUUGCCUACCCUCCAGUCGUCGAGGAUGGAACGCCCUACAGGGUUCUGAAGCAGUAUCAUUCCAAACCUACAAAGCUGCGUGUGGCUUGCAUCGGUGCUGGCGCCUCGGGACUAUGUUUGGCAUACAAGAUGGAGAAGCAGAUGGUCCCCGACAGCUGGGAGCUGACCCUCUUCGAGAAGAAUCCUCACUUCGGCGGCACAUGGUACGAGAACACAUAUCCCGGUGUUGCCUGCGACAUCCCGUCUCAUCUGUACACCUUCUCCUGGGACCCCAAGCCCGACUGGUCACACUACUUUGCCUACGGCGACGAGAUCCAGCGCUACUUUGAAGACUUUGCCGAGCGCAACAGGUCGAAGCGCUAUAUGAAGCUCAACACCAAGGUCGUCGAGGCCCGCUGGGACGAGCCCAAGGGCCUCUGGAACCUGACGCUCGAGGACCAGCGGACCAAGGCCUCCUGGCAGGACUGGUGCCACGUCCUCGUCAACGGCACCGGCAUCCUCAACAACUGGAAAUGGCCCGAUGUCGAGGGCCUGCACGACUUUGCCGGCCCCAAAAUGCAUUCGGCGGCCUGGGACCACGCGGUCGAUUUCGAGGGCAAGACGAUCGGCGUCAUCGGCACCGGUAGCACGAGCGUUCAGAUUGUGCCGGCGCUGCAGAAAGUCGCCGGGACAAACCUCAAGGUCUUUAUGCGUUCGUCGACGUGGAUUUCGCCCCCCUUCGGAGGCGGCGUCCUCGAGACGGAUCUGCGGAAGGACAAGGAGGGUGCGCAGCCGGGCAAGAGGCAGUACACGUUUACCGAGGAGGACAAACAAAAGUUCCGCGACGACCCGGAGUAUCACCUCAUGUUCCGCAAGAGGAUAGAGGCUGAGAUCAACUCCCUCUUCGGCAUGUACCAGCAGGGCUCCGAGCUCUCGGAUCAGUUCCGCCAGGUCAUCAAGGACGAGAUGGAGAGGCGCAUCGGGCCUGGUAACGAGGAGCUGAAGAAGUUCAUCAUUCCCGACUGGGCUCCCGGCUGUCGUCGCAUCUCGCCUGGUGACGGGUACCUCGAGGCCCUGGUGCAGCCGAAUGUGAAGCCAGUGUUUGGAGGUAUCAAGCAGAUUGUGCCCGAGGGCAUCAUCACCGCGGACGGCGAAACGCACAAGAUUGACAUCCUCGUGUGCGCGACUGGCUUCAACGUCGCCUUCAGACCAGCCUUCAAACUCGUCAACGGAACCGGCAAGACGCUGAACGAAGACUGGGGCGACAGCGUCAACCUCUACAUGGGUGUGUCAGCGCCGCGGUUCCCCAACUACUACACCAUUGUGGGCCCGGGUGCAACAUGGUCCUCGGGCACGCUGUUGCCCUCUAUCGAGACGACAAUCGAGUACGCAAUCCAGAUGAUGAAGAAGAUUCAGCACGAGAACAUCCGCUCCAUAGAUGUCAAGCAAGACGCCCUCGACGACAUUUAUGCCCAUUUUGACGAGUUCCACAAGACAACAGUCUUCAAAGAGAGCUGUAGGAGUUGGUUCAAGGACGGCAAGAUCAAGAACCGCAUCUACCUGUGGCCUGGCUGCCUCAAGACAAUCCACUUCCUCAAAUCGAUCAAGACUCCACGAUUCGAGGACUAUAAUAUUCGGUACCGUUACGCCAAUAGGUUCGCGUUCCUUGGCGACGGCGAGAUCAAGGCGAAUACGACCAAGAAUGUCCUUGGUUUAAGCACAUAUGUUCGGGAUCAUGAUCACGACUGGAACGUUGAUUGA
Molecule: messenger RNA, 1887 nt
Organism: Verticillium alfalfae VaMs.102
Lineage: Eukaryota; Fungi; Ascomycota; Sordariomycetes; Glomerellales; Plectosphaerellaceae
Product: 4-hydroxyacetophenone monooxygenase
Exons: 5
Coding region: 1-1887 (628 amino acids)
Source: RefSeq, a predicted model, not a curated record